GGGCUUGGUAGAAUAAGUAAAAGUAAGAAGAGAGAAAUGAUAGAGAAGCGAGAGAAAGUUUUCAAGGAAGACGAUCAAGGUAGUAGCAAAGAAAUUCUUGUCCUCUUUCGAUAUAUUCGUCAUCGAACGCGAUCAUGGAACGAUCGUAUACGAUUUGGGAUUAAAGUCCAUGACAAAAGUAUUCCUCUUUCGAUACAGAAAAGGAUCCAUGGAUUACGCCAUAGAUAGAUUACGCCUAUCUAAUGGAUAUAAAUCUUGAUUCGUCCUCGACGAGGGGAAUAAGAAAAAGAAAAAGAAAGAGGAAAAAAAAGAAAAGAAGAAAAAAAAAAGGAAGUUCGAAGCACACGAAGCACGCGGAGGAACAUAUACGAGAUGACGACGACGAUAGAAGAGACGGACGUUUGUCCUUGGCUUUUACGGGCCCAGGAUAAAUAAAGCGGAUUACGAUCGUCUUCCUCUGGCUUCAAAUUUACCGCCAAAAAUAGCUCUGGGACUCGUAUAAAAAUAGACGGGCGUAGAAAGCGAUCUCGAUCGUUAAUCGCAAGGAUUCUCGCUCGGAAUAGCUUCGGGGUGUCUCCGAUUAUUACGUUGCGAUGAUCGUCUGUUUUUCUAGUUCUCUUGAAGGAAGGAAGGAAGGAAGGGUGCAAGGCCACGGUUAGAGUAGUGCUCUAACGUGCUCUAAAGCAACAUAUAAAACGAGUCGAUUCUGACGAUUAAAGCAAAUGAAUUUUAAAGGAAAAAGAACAGAAAGAAAAAGGGAAGGAGGGUGGGAGAGAGAGAGAGAGGACAAUAGUCGUAAGGAGAGUAAUAGUAAGCUCGUCGUCCCUGAGGGAAGGUUUCUUCGUCGUACUCGUGAUCUCUCUCUCUCUCUCUCUUUCUCUUUCUCACGGAUCCUCCUCGGUUGUGAAGGGAGAGAGAGAGAGGGAAAUAGUAGGAGAGGGAAGGGAAGAGGAGGGGAGUGCGCUCGAUACACGGAAUCGCCUCGUGCUUCUCGGAAAGCAGUAGACUGUCGGCAGGCACGCCAGACGGCGCACUGCUCGCGCGCUCUCUUCCCCUUCCUAUCGUUAUAGUAGGCGCACUCGGUAAUAUCCCCUCUCUUCGUAUGGUCGUCGAUCGCCCACUGGCUCACCCACGACUCUCCGUCGCUCGCGACCUCUCAGAGGCAGGCUACACACACAAGCCGCCAGUUACGCAACAAUAACAACGCUGUAAGGAGGUGUAGUAGCGCAGUAGGCGCGCGUGCCGUUCCGUAGCUCUUCGACUUUGUCGUCGACGACGACGACAACGACGACGAAGACGAGGAGAGACGACAACGACGACGACGACGACGACGACGACGACGACGACGACGACGACGACGACGACAAGGACGCCGCCGCCGCCGCCGCCGACGACGACGACGACGACGACGACGCCGUUGCCGUGACGGUAACAACGACGACAACGUAAACGUAGACUUAGACAUAGAGGUAAACGACGUUAGACAUAUACGACGUAGACAACAUAGAACCUUUAGACGUACGUAAAGUACGAAGAAAGAGAAGGAGAGCGCUGGUGCCGUUCCGUUCUCGGCGGCGGUCGUCGACGCUCGAAGCGAGAAAACCGGUACGCGUGAACGGCUCUCGCUCGGUGGUUUCGUUGCUCAGUGGAAGCGGGCCGGCGGAAGCGCGCGGAUCGACUGUCGUGCUAGCUCCUUCUCUUUUACGAGAGGGAUAUAUAAUACCGAGAGAGAGAGAGAGAGAGAGAGAGAGAGAGAAAGAGAGAGAGAAAAGAUUAUUUGAAAUUGAUCGUUUAACGAGUGAUCGAAUCAAAAGGAAAGUGUGAGCAAUCGAUGAGAUCGUCGUUCGAUCGAUGAAUCUAGGAACGUACGACGGACGUAAAACGUCUCGCGCGAGGACGAGAGUGGGAGGUGGUGUCGAAGGAAAAGCUGGAGGUGGAGGAACACGUGAGACGGCGCGAUCCAGGAGGAGGUGGUGGACGUCGUCGUCGUCAUUAUCGUCAUCAUCAUCAUCAUCAUCAUCAUCAUCAUCAACGACAACAUCAUCAUUAUCAUUGUCGUCAUCGUCAGCGGUUAUCGAAAGGAUGCUUCUCUCCUUUUAUUGGAAGCCGCGGGAGAAGAGGACGACGAUUCGUGACGCGUGAUCCUCUUCCACGGAAUAGAGAUAAAUAGUGAUAAAGAUAGAGAGAAGGAAAACAUAAGAGGAAGAAGAAGAAGAAGAAGGGUCACAGACGGUUUGCGUAGACGGGUGCGUACGGUGUGUGGCAAGUACGUCUCGCGCGAUUAGGCGCCGAUGACGUCAAGCAGUAGCAGCAGUAGCAUUAAUAGUAGUAGUAGUAGUAGUAACAGCAGCAGCAGCAGCAGCAGCUCUUAAAAAGAAAGAAAAACGAGAAGAGAGAAUUCGCGUUGCCGUUCUUCGACUUUGCUGCUGCUGGUCUUACACUGCCUCUCGUGUUGCUUCUGUUAGUUGUGUCGUCGACGUCGUUCUGCUGCUGCUGCUGCUACUGCUCCGUUAGUAGUAAUAAUAAUAAUAAUAGUAGUAAUAGUAUUGUAGUGGUAGUAGUAGUAGUAGAAGCAGAGUGGUGGGUAGUGGUGAGUACUGAUGGCAUCUCGAGCUGUCAGCGGCACGCAGUGUGUGUUCGUGUGACAAAGUUGAAAGCAUAAGAGAGAGAGAGAGAGAGAGAGAGAGAGAGAGAGAGAGAGAGAGAGAGAGAGAGAGAGAGAGAGAGUUCUGUGAUAACGCAACGUGCUACUAUAGAGCGAGAAAGAGAAAGAUAAAAGAAGGAGAUUCCCUCGAAAGUGUUGCUACUCCUCUCCACCCCGCUUCGUUGUCGAUCCUCCUCUCCUUCCCCUCUUUUCCUCCUCCCUCCUCUUUCUCCGCCACCUCCUUCUCGUCGUUGUCGUUGUCGUCGUCGUCGUCCGAUUACAUUUUCUACGUGUGCGCCGCGUCCGCGGGCAAUGACUAACCGCGCAGCGGUUAAGUGUGUUAGUAGGAGAUAUCGUCGACGGACCCGUUUCUGCGUUGGUGUUGCCGCCGUCUACGUCAGCGCCGGUCGGACGGGAUUUGCAUAGCAAACAGAUCGACGCGCUCGUAAGUGGAUAACGAGAAGGAAGGGAGACAUAAGCUCUAUACUGUGGCGAUGACAGAUCCACAGUUAACUAACAACAACAAUAAUAACAACAAUAAUAACAACAACAAUAACGAUGGCGAGCCGAAGUAUUUGCACAAGAAGUUUAAGAAGAUGGCGACGACGGAGGUUACGCCUCGAGUCGAGGCAAAGAAGGAAAGCACGGCCGAUGAUAAGGGGAAUACCGAUGUCCAGAAGAAAAGGGAAGCGGUCAAGGAGAGCAGAGAUUCUCCAAAGGAAGCCCUCAAGGCCGAGGCAUCUCCUGAGACCGAGACCGAGCCCGCGGAAUCGCGAAAAACCGGAUACGUUUGCCCUUAUUGUAAGCUCUCCUGUGCCAAGCCAAGCGUUUUGCAAAAGCACAUUAGGGCUCAUACCAACGAGAGACCGUAUCCUUGCGUGCCCUGCGGUUUCGCUUUUAAGACCAAGUCGAAUCUUUACAAGCAUCGGAGAUCUCGGACUCACGCUUUGAAAAUGGAAGGCGGCGAUAGCAGCAAGCAGGUGUCGGAGGACUCGGACAUUAGCCUGUCCGACAGUGCCAGUAACGGUACAGGGACUCCACCACCUCCGCCAACGUCAACGCCCACGACGACCUCCUCCGUCGUGAAGACCGUCAAGACUGGAAAAAUCUACAAGCCAAAGUUCCACACCGCCCUCCAAUCGAUAAACAAUGAGACGGAAACGUCUUCGUUUUCGUCUACAACGAGCUCUUCCAGUAAUUCUUCCGUAGCUGUGACCAGUAAUAAUAGCACCGUGAACGCUGCGAAACCGAACGCGGAUAGGUUGCAGGAACACAUCGAUAAAAUUAUAACGGACAAUCGUGCGAUCGUCGAUGCGGUAGAUCCUCGUCUUCAUAAAUUAAUGCAACGACAGCAGAGCAUGGUCGAGAUAAAGCAGUCCGAUCAACCCUUGAAUCUCUCAUCGGCGGACGAAUCCUCGACGAGAAAACGUUGUUACAGCGAGAGUUUCGCUCAAGAGAUUACGGAUCGAGAACCGACGAGCAAUAGCGAGGCAUCGAUCAUCAAGGAUCUUUUAUUGAAGACGCGCGGAACUGGCGACGCAGAGGCUACCACGGAGAUCGAGAAUUAUGUAUGUCCGUCGUGCAGUAUACCGUACACGAGUAUCGACAAUCUCGAGACUCAUCGACGAUAUUAUUGCAAGGGACCGAUCAGCCCUAGGAGAUCGGAUUAUCAGUUGGAUAACGAGAAGAGAGAAUCCGAGUUCGAGUCGAAGUCUUCCGAUUAUUAUGCUACCUUGCAACCUCUUCCUUCGCCAGGACCUCUGUUGGGUAACACGAGACUCGUUGACGCUUACGCGCCACCCGCGAAAAAACAGCGCUCGGAAUCUGUCCCAACUAGUUUGAGAUCUCUCGAGGAACUAAGCAAAUAUCCGAGGCCAAACUCCUUGCAAAUGUUCGGGGGGGAGGUUAGGAUACUCGACAAUACGGGCGAGACGAAGACCAUGAGAAUCGAGCCACGACAAACUAAUUCACCGACGAGCGAACAGAUCUCAAGCAACAAGUGCGUCACGUCGGAGACAGCUUCGAUCGUGGUAAGAUCGGGUCUUCAUUCGGGCGGUACUAUGGUGCAUAAACCGCCUGGCACGCCUACAAGCACACAAAGUUCCUCCAUAUCUUUGCCAAACACUCCAAAAAUGUUGGCCCCCAUCAUACCAAACAUAUCAACUCCAAACAUAGCACCGACGAUGUCCUGCUACAACUACCUGGAACCGCAUUUGAAUCCAUUGACGAGCAUAACCGCAUACAAUCCGUUGACGUUGCCUCAAGCGGGUAUAACGAGUAUUCUUCACGGUGGUAAGGUUAUACCUUACGUACCUGGUAUGCCAGGACCACAUACCUUGACCGGUGCACCACCCCCACCGCCCCCGCCACCUAUAGAUAUAUCACCUGGUGUGGCGUCCGGUGAGGUUGGAUACAAAGUCAUACCAGGUGUGCCGGGUCUGCACAUGAUACCCCAACCUUUGGAUCUUGCAAGUCCGGUCAAAAUUCAGGCGCCCAACGUACCUGGAAUGCCGGGACCUGGAAUAUCCGUUGGACACGUCUCUAUAAUGGGCCAGCCAUUGGAUCUAGCUAGUCCCGCGAAGGAGAACAAGCUUAACUUCAAAACUCCUAGCAGCGACGGUUUGAGAAGCGCCGGUGGCUUAACGAGUCCCAAAGUUCCUACCGUCAAGGUCGAUAAUUCUACGGACAAAUAUCGACCAAGUAGGAUGUCUCUCACAUCUGUCGCCGAUCUGCCAAUAAACGAACUCGAUCGUCAUAUCAAACACAACGUUCCUGCGAAACAUAAAGCCAUAGAGAGCCCCCGAGAAAAGAGAGAGUUGUCUCUUGUCGAGAAAAGUCCCAACGUCGAAAGAACUUACGCUUAUUCUAACGGCAUCGACGCACCUGUUAAUUCCGCAAAUUCGUAUGCCAAGCACAAAUAUUCACCUAAAUCGACUUCGGAGAACAGGAAGAGGCCCUCUACUUGGAACAUUGCCGAGAUGGAAAUCGGCAGAACGCAGGUCGAAACUUUAGAGUACGGCUCGAAUUUGAAAUACGAUUCUUCGCCCUCUCGUGAAAAUGGUCGUAUCAAAAUUAACGUUCUCGAAGGUAGAGGAAAGAUAGUCGAAAGUUAUAAUACCGUCGGUGAAACCAAAUUAAAAUCUAAUCCUGCAGUAUUAGCGGGAGCAGUACCGCCGCAGUCACACCCGCCCCCUCCACCGCCGCCGCCGCCACCUCCUCCACCGCCACCACCGCCAACACCACCAGUGAUACUUGUGAAUUUAGAUUCAUCCAAGUCAGAAGUGCCAAGUAAAACUUCCGUAGAAUUAGUUGUUAAAGCGGAUAAGUCUGAAGCUAAGUCGCCGAAAAGUAGCGACGGUGCUAAAGAAGAGACCAGUGUUAAUAAGUUUUUAAGACCCACUUCUUUACCUUUAAAACCUGGUACGUUUACGCCAAAAAAACAUCACGGAAUUACGCCAACGGCAAAUACCCUAUCCCUUAUAAGCCCGGAAACUCCUAGGCCCAAAAAAUCCUACGGACAACUUUAUUUAAAUGGACACGCCUAUACAUAUCUAGGUUUGAAGUGUUCAACGAGAGUAUUUUAUUGUACCCUAAACAGACCGCAGCCCAUGUACGUUACGCAACAGCACGGUCUGUCUAUGUAUUCCAAUUGGAAGAUUUGUAAAGAAGCUCCGCCAGAUUUGGAUCUGGCGCAUUACGAUUCUAGAAACAGACCUCUUAAUUAUACCACCGCUUGUACCAUGCGAGAAGAUAUAUUGACGCAUUCUUCGCAGAGGCCUAUCACUCCAACCAGUCCGGAUAGUGGGUUAGAAAGUGAUAUACAAGAAAAAUCCAAGAGAAUUAAAAUUUUCGACGGCGGUUUUGAAAGUAACGAGGAUUACACGUACGUUAGGGGUCGUGGUCGCGGUCGAUAUGUCUGCGAAGAAUGUGGCAUUCGUUGUAAGAAACCGUCGAUGCUGAAGAAACAUAUCAGAACUCAUACGGACGUACGGCCAUACACCUGCAGGCACUGUGCCUUUAGCUUCAAGACCAAAGGCAAUCUCACGAAACACAUGAAGUCAAAAGCACAUUAUAAAAAAUGUGUCGAGCUUGGAAUUGCUCCGGUACCAACUACAGUUUGCGACGAGAAUAUCGACAAAGAGGCUAUUGCGCGAUUGGCCGUCGGUGGAAAUGCCGAAGAAUCUACUUCGGAGGAGGAAGAGAGCGAAGGUGAAGGAGAAGAAAGCGAAGAAUCUGGGAGCGAAGAGCACGAAGCGGCACAAAGUUUGCUAAGUCUGUCGCAACGUAACACUAAUAGAUUACCAGGAUUAUUGCCUUCGGGUCGGCCAACGACAUAUCCUUAUACUUUGACUUUUCCAUCGAGCUCCGUUACAACGAAUAUCAUAUCAACCGUUUCCAGCACCUUAUCUACCAGCGAUCAUAGUACGGCCGAUCAAGAAACUAGCCUCAUUCAGAGCGAACACUCGCAUCGUUAUUAUUUCCCUUCGAAAUGGACAGCCGCGGAUGAGUUAAGAAGUAGCGUUAUACAAUUAUCGAAGAAGGAUGAUUCGGAUAUCGAGGUAGAAGAGAUAACUGAUACGGAUUCGCGCCAACAGAUAUCCCAACCGAUGGAUCUUACGACUAAGCAAACUACGCAACAGCCUGUACGAUCCCCAAUACCACCACAAAGAGCAAUGCCUGUUGACAUCUUGACACCGGUAUCAGAACCAGUUCUAUUACAAACGAUAGUGCAGACAAUGGAACGAUUACCUAUACAAGGUAGAGAAUGGAAGCCUAAUGCAGAGGGACGUAUGCUUCAAGCAUAUCUUACCGAGAGACACGUCAUGGACAGUAAAAUAAAACAACAAUAUCGCGUGGGAAAUUCGAAAAUCGAUAGAACUAUGGGAGGAGAUAGAGACGUUUAUCCUAAAUAUCAAGAUGCUGGGAGAUCUAGAAAUCCGGAAAACAGUGACAUUCCUGCGGUAACGUAUACGGAUCCAACGAAAUUGCAACAGAACGCAAUGGAAUCGAAGAUCAAACACGUGACGAAGCAACAAUCGUCGGACGAUAUUAAAAUGGAAAUUCGAGAGAAGAUUUAUCAAAAUAAUGUAGCAAUGGAAAGAAAAGUCUAUAAUUUCGAAACGAUUCACAAAGAUAAGGAACAGCAUGCGAGUCGCGAUAUUCAUGAAAACAAUUCCAGAACCAAUGUCGAAUAUGGCAUCGUAAUGAAUAAGAAUAUUAAUCCGAUCGAAAGGACAAAUUAUUCUUCUAUGGAUAUAUCAUCCCGUAGUACACCUGGUAUGGAUCGUCACUCACCAAAAAAUUUCCAUUCGGAUGCUAACAAUCGACUCGUUUCUAUCCAAUACGGUAACAACGAGCCACCCGAUAGAACAGCCAUACUUAAAACUAUGAAUCAAGACGUUAGACCGGCUAAUCAAGAAAUGCGCAUACCUUCGGACAUUAGAAUGCAAAGUCAAAGUCCACGAAAUAUAGACCUUCGGCCACCUAGCAGAGAAUUAAGAAUGCCCAAUCAAGAUUAUCGUGUGCAAGCUCAAGAGUUACGUUUAACUACUCAAGAUUACAAAUUACGCGGUCAAGAGAUACAAUCGCUUGGAACGGAAUUUAAACAGAUACCAACGGAUGUACGUUUGAGUCAAGAAAUCGUGUCACCGGGGAACCUAGAGGCAAGACAAGUUAUCUCAGACAAUAGACCACCCAGUAGAGAUAUGCGCAUGCCGGAAUAUAGAUCAGAAUAUAGAUCUCAACCGCAAGAAACAAGACGUCAUUUUGAAAUAAUACAAUCGUCUACGCGCGAGUCCCCGAAGUUGCAGGAUGUAUCUCAAAGACCACAAAAUAUAGAUAUAAAAAAUGUAGAUCGUUCCGAUAUCAAGCAUAAUGCAGAAAUGACGAAACAGACCAUAGUGGAAAGUAUUAAACACACGGUAGUAGCUCGAAAGGUGGUCGUCGGUGGUCCAGAUUUCAGGUCGCCCUCUCCAACGGUAGGAAAUGCUAAACCUCAAGCCGAGUUCUUACAACCAUCGACCGGACCGGCGCCAAAUUAUGUGAGUUACAGUGUAACGGAAGACGGCCGAAGCGUAUGCGGAAUUUGUAACAAGGUGUUCAGCAAACCUAGUCAGUUACGAUUGCAUAUCAAUAUUCAUUAUUUCGAAAGACCAUUUCGAUGUGAGAGUUGUGCGGUCUCCUUUAGGACAAAGGGCCACUUGACGAAACACGAAAGAUCGGUUUCACAUCACAAUAAGGUCAGUAUGACGUCUACCUUCGGAGCUGCCACUACUAGCAAUCCUAGACCCUUCAAAUGUACAGAUUGCAAAAUCGCCUUCAGAAUACACGGUCAUUUGGCUAAACAUUUGCGUAGUAAAAUGCAUAUUAUGAAAUUGGAAUGUUUGGGUAAAUUACCAUUUGGUACGUAUGCUGAAAUGGAAAGAUCCGGUAUCAAUCUAAAUGAUAUCGACACCACGGACUGUGAUAAUAGUCUUACUAGUCUUCAGAUUUUGGCACAAAGACUUUGCGAAAAGGAUCCAAAUAAAAUGGGUCAAUGGGAUACAGAGGUAGUUCAAAGUCAACCUAUUAGCGGUGGUGAAACGUCUUCCGACGAAGGUGAACCUAUAUCUCAACAUCCAAUUUAUUCGUUUCCCGUGAAAGUGACAACGGAUGCGGAAAUGUCUCGACCAUAUCAUGUGCCAAUAGCAACUGAAGAACCUAAAUCUAUGGUGGACGUUCAUCAUAUUAAUUCGCAAUUCAAUCAACAGAAACGGGAAUAUGGUAUGAAGGAAAACGCAAACCGAUCGACAGUUUCACCAGAAAAUAAUUUACAAUCAUAUAAGUGCCAAGUCUGUCCAGUGUCUAUGCGUAAUGUAAAUGAAUUGCAAGUGCACUGUUUUGUUGAACAUAAUAUUGAAACGGAGUCUAGUACAAAUAUUCACGGGGAUAGAGGUGCGAAUAAAUGUAGGGAAAAAGAGAAUACUCAGAAGAAAAUUUCUGCGGAGGAACGUGUUGUUAGAGAAGAUCACAAUCGACAAAAGAUAGGAGAUACAUAGUGCCAAAAUUAUCUGCUACAUCAGCAAAUAUUCAAUAAGAGAUACUAUAUUACAUAAACGUACGUGUUGGCCCUUUUAAGAUGAUGGACUUUUAUGAAAGCAUUGCAAUUCUGACAAAUUAAUCAUUAUUAAAAGAAGACAUUAUUUAAUGUGAUGUUGUAUUUUGAUCAGAAUCUUUCUUUAAAAUGUUAUGGUCUAACAUUAAAUUCUAUUCAUUUUGGGAGAAAAGUUUCUAUGUACUAUACGGAAUAUGUACAGUGAAUGAUGUUGACCAAAAGUAAUUAAUUGUUAAUGAUCUAACGAUAAAUUUGGAAAUAUGCUAAAGACGCCAUGAUAAUAAAUACUUUGAAAAAAAGUAGAAGAAUUUCAACGAGUACAUAAUUAUCAUAAAAUAUAAUUGCGAGACGAAACCAUAUUACCAUUAUAUCUAAUAUAGCAGCAAAAUAUAAAUAGGACACAAAAAAGGAGGUAAUAAAAAAGGAGUUAUAAAAUGAAAGGUUUUAAAAGAUAUCCGAUAACUUAUAUAGAUAUAUAUAUGUAUAUAUAUAUAUAUGUGUGUGUGUGUAUAUAUAUAUAUAUACAUAUAUAUAUAUAUAUAUAUAUAUCUGCUUAUUUCUACCAUGAAACCAUAAACAUUGUAAAUGCUUGUAUAGUCCUCAUCUAAGGCUUUACAAUGUUUCUCUUUAAAUCUUUAAAUACAUCACUCGAAAGAACAUAAUUCUGAUAUAUAAUAAUAUAUUUAUAUAUAAUAACGUUGUAGCAAUAUGACGUGCAAUGGACUGGUAUGUGAUUCUGUAUUUAAAGUGCAAAUGUUGUGUGCAACUAUUAAGAGUAUUCAGAUGUUACAAGUUAAUAUGAAAUAUUGCUUAUCGGUACAUAAAACGACAUGCAAGCGCACAUGCGCGUUAUCACACACACAUGUAUGAUAUUAGUUCUGAAUAAGCGUUGAAAUAAGACACGUUUGUAUAUAUUUAUGUAUAAUAUAAAAAUAUCAUGUGUUAGUUAUUAUUGUAGAUUUAAGUAACUGAUGAUGAUAAUCAGAAACAGUAGCGUCGGUUGUUUUAAUUUCGUAUGGAGUUUUAAAAUGUCUUACUAUUACGAGUUUACUAGCUCGUGAAAAAUAUUUGAAAAAUUAAUAGAUUAUAAUUUUUUUCCUUUGAAAAAAUAUGAAACUCAUAGAAAUCACAUAAACAGUGUUCAAUUAACUAUGCUUAAUGUAUGUUAACCAUUAUUAUUACCGAAUCAAUUUACCGAUUCACUGAUUCUUUUUAUAAUUUUUCCAAAGUAUCAUCCAUAAAUGACAACUAUGGUAUCUUAUAUUUAAUUAUCUAUGAAAGAGAACAAGAUGAUGUUAAUGAAGCACUCAAGUACGCGAUGUCUUUCCUAAAGCAUAAUCAGAUUUCGAUUUGCAGAAUUUGUACCUAUACGUGCUUGAGUUAAAAUAGUUUCAAUACAGGUUGUAUACCGCACAAUUAUAUACAAUGAGGUCCAGUCAAAGUGAUUGUCACUAAAAGAUAUCAAUGUAGCAUAGUCUAACGUAGCAUUCGAUGUGUCUAUUUUAAUUGAGCUCCAACUGCAGGCCAUGUAUACUUUCAAAAUGUGUACAUGUGUGUGUGUGUGUGUGUGCCCAAAAUGCCAAGCCAACAUUUCUUCCCUUAAAGUUAAGAUAGAAAUUUAUAUAUUUGACAUGAAAAUUAUCUGAUAUGAUAAUGACAUAAAAAAAAAAAAAGAAAAGAAA
This is a messenger RNA of Vespa crabro (European hornet), 11419 nucleotides long. RefSeq lists its product as uncharacterized. Lineage: Eukaryota; Metazoa; Arthropoda; Insecta; Hymenoptera; Vespidae. The coding region runs from base 3139 to 9681 and encodes 2180 amino acids. The transcript has 8 exons. Gene Ontology annotation, cellular component: nucleus. The record is from RefSeq and is a predicted model, not a curated record. Gene Ontology annotation, biological process: regulation of transcription by RNA polymerase II. Gene Ontology annotation, molecular function: zinc ion binding; DNA-binding transcription factor activity, RNA polymerase II-specific; RNA polymerase II cis-regulatory region sequence-specific DNA binding.